Molecule: messenger RNA, 2659 nt
Organism: Ochlerotatus camptorhynchus
Lineage: Eukaryota; Metazoa; Arthropoda; Insecta; Diptera; Culicidae
Product: actin-binding protein IPP
Exons: 5
Coding region: 409-2232 (607 amino acids)
Molecular function (GO): protein binding
Source: RefSeq, a predicted model, not a curated record
AGGUGAAUACACAUCCUAAUCAUCACCAUUCAUCGCAAAUAAAAUAUCUUCCUGUAGUACAUAAGCUAGAAGCUUCUUUACAGAUAUCAUCCAAAUACAUACAACAAAGCAAGUAUUGUUAUAUCCUAUCAGUGAGUUUAUAUGUAUCGCAAGUGCCACCGAGAUAGGGCGUAAACCCGACGGUGUAGUGUUUAUCAUUGAAGAGAAACAGUUUCCAUCGAAUUGCCUUUAAUUGCCAGAGGAAUCGAGAGCAAAUCGCGAGUUAUUGUAGAUUAAAAUAUGGUUCACUGUUCUCAAUAUAACAUCUGCUAAGUGAGAUUUAACUUGCAGUUUGAGUGCAAUUGAGGUGAAAAAAAAGAAGAGUUUCACAGAAAGUACAUUUUUGUACAAACAUCUCCGCGUAGCGCUAUGCCUCCGUUGAAUAGCUACAAUGGAAAUGGCAAUGCAAGUGAUAUUAUCUGUUCGCUUACACAAUCCCAAAUGGCCAUCAAUCAACCGAACGAUUCCGGGACGUCUGCAAAACCCAUCUUCAACUGCAUUCAGUACUCGCAGAAAGUGCUACUUAAUCUGAAUGCAUUGAGGCAAAAUUCGAGGUUCUGCGAUGUGGAGAUAGUCGUCGGUAGCACAACGAUCCAGGCCCACCGAGCGGUGCUGAGUGCGGCUUCCGCUUACUUUGAGGCAAUGUUCCGUCCCGAGCUGGGGCUCAGCGAGGGAAAACAAAAAUCCGUCACACUGCAUUCGAUUCGGGCCGACAUCCUGAAGAUGUUGAUUGAUUUCGUUUAUACGGGACAGGUGGAGAUCAAACAGAGCAAUGUCCAAGAGCUGCUGGCUGCUGCUGAUAUGAUUCAACUUCCCGAGGUGGUAGACGGUUGUUGCGAAUAUCUUUGCCGUGAACUACAUUCUUCCAAUGCACUAGGAAUUUUGCGUUUCGCAGAAGCGCAUAACUGUCGUCAACUAGCGGAAGCAGCUGCCACCUACGUGUACACCAAUUUCCCCAAGGUUGCCCUCGAGGACGAACUGUUGGACAUUCCGCACAUGAUGCUAAUGAAGGUGAUUUCUUCCGAGUCGCUUCGAGUAGAUACCGAGUUUCAAGUUUUCAAGGCCGCUCUUCGAUGGAUCAAACACGACGUUGUACCACGCCGGCGGUAUGUGUUUGAGAUUCUGUCACACGUUCGUCUGGCCCUCGUUCCGGUUGGUCUGAUUGACCAAGCAAUCGCCGAAUGUCGCGAUGUUUCACUGAAGAUAGCACUGAGAUCUGUACGAAAGGAUUUGACUUCCAAACGUGGACAACUGGUGCCGCUUCGUGUAUGCCCAAGAGUUUGUGCCAAAAAGAGCAUCUACAUAAUCGGAGGAUCCCGACGGGAACAGUCAGCCGGGUGGACUCCUGCUGAUUGUAUUUUUGAAAGUGUGAUAAAAUACGACAUAUUCCGACGAGAAUGGAUUGAGUCGGCUCCUAUGCAGAUCGGAAGGAUCUUACCCGGAGUCGCCACGCUUGGCGGUAAGAUUUUCGUUAUUGGAGGCGAACGUGGCAGUCAGAUUUUGGCGAACGGGGAAGUAUACGACACUCAGAACAAUAAUUGGGAAGCAAUGGCGCCAAUGAUCGUACCGAGAUGCGAGUUUGGCCUGUGUGCUCUAGGUGGCACAUUGUAUGCCAUGGGCGGAUGGAUUGGGGAGGACAUUGGUGGUUCUAUAGAAUGUUAUGACCCGAUGAAAAAUUCUUGGAGAAUGGUUGGUGAUUUACCAGAGCCGAGAUUCAGCAUGGGUGUUGUUAGUUUUGAAGGUCUCAUAUACAUUGUUGGAGGUUGCACUACCUCCAGCCGCCAUUUACCGGAUUUGAUUAGCUACAAUCCAGUUACACACGAGUGGAAUUCCCUGGCUCGAAUGCAAACGGCACGUUGUCAGAUGGGUGUUGCAAUACUAGAUCGCUACCUUUACGUUGUCGGCGGAAAUAGCAGCCAACAAGAGGUUCUUUGUACCGUCGAAAGAUACUCAUUCGAUGAUAACAAAUGGACAAUGGUGGCACCAAUGUCGGUGAGUCGGGCCAGUCCCGCUGUGGCUGCUGCAGAUGGGUUGCUCUACGUGGCAGGUGGAGAUCAACCUUGCGAAAUUAACUUCUACCGUGCACAGGUAACAAUAUCGUCCUUUGAGUGUUUCGAUCCCAUCAAUGAUCAAUGGAAAGAUUGUCCAGAUUUGCCCACUAGUCGAUCCGAAGCGGGUGCCGUGGUGGUUUAAAAAAUGAUUGCUUUUGUUUCGAACGCACACGUUUUAUUUGUUAUUGAAAAUGCACAUUCUUUAUUUCUAGUCGCAUACUGAAUUACAUUUUUUAUAUUUUUAUUUUUGUUCACUGAUCCGCGGUUGGCACCAAAUUUGAUUUUUUUCCCCCUCUGCACGCGUGUACAUCGGUAUAAUUCCAACCGGUGUAUGAGCAUAUUACUCCGCAUACCACCUUAAGACUAAGGAUGAAAGGAUAUUUAACCAAAGAUUUUAAUAACCGCUUGAGAUUGUGAUUCAUAAUGAUAUAAACAAAAAAAAAUAAAGUAUGCCAAAAUCGAAGCAUAUUCUGUUGAUCAUUGUGAGAUUAAUUUUAUUGAAAUUGAUUGCCGAACAUACGUCUUGGUAUUAGUCGUAUAAAUCUUCGUUGAUGUAUAAAUUCAUGAAA